Molecule: messenger RNA, 270 nt
Organism: Acaulospora colombiana
Lineage: Eukaryota; Fungi; Glomeromycota; Glomeromycetes; Diversisporales; Acaulosporaceae
Source: the annotation of a GenBank genome assembly
AUGUGGGAACUUUGUUCCGGCGCGAUGUAUCUGAGAUUUAUGAACGAAGGAUUGUAUGAAAAGUUGAAUAAAGACUAUGCUGGUAAGGUGUCCCUCUCUACGGAAGAAAUAGAAAAGGAUUUAAACAGAUCUCUCCCCGAGUAUUCUGCCUAUCAAACGGCAAAAGGGAUUGAUACCUUGAGACGUGUUCUAACUGCCUAUUCGUGGAAGGAUCCUGAAUUGGGUUAUUGUCAGGCAAUGAACAUAGUCACGUCCGCUAUAUUGAUGUGA